Molecule: messenger RNA, 381 nt
Organism: Exophiala xenobiotica
Lineage: Eukaryota; Fungi; Ascomycota; Eurotiomycetes; Chaetothyriales; Herpotrichiellaceae
Exons: 3
Coding region: 1-381 (126 amino acids)
Source: RefSeq, a predicted model, not a curated record
AUGGCCGACGAGCUCUACGCCCAAGUACGCAACGCCGAAGCCGAGACUUCUGAGAGGCAUCAUAGGAUUCAUGAUCUUAUUCUCAAUGCGCACGAAGCAGAUGAUUUGGCCGGUGCACCAACAGACCAAGAUCGAACCUGGCACAUCACGCAGUACCUUCUCCCUGAAGAUGACCCGGAGUAUGACGAACGUCAUGCACUUAGUCAGGCAUUGGAAAAUUGGAGAUUGGACAUGAUGUUGGCAAACUCAGACAUAAGCGAACUGACCGAGUCAGAACGUGCGGCGAAGGAAGCACUAGGUGAGCUAACAAUCAAACUGAUCAACAGAUAUGACUGUGUACGAAUGCCAGAUUAUCAGUCUCUCUUCUUUGGCCGCCGGUAG